UCUUUGUGUCUAUGACCGAGUGCAUGGUGAUCGUCUAACCUAAAUAUGUGCACUCGGAGCACCAGAAAUAAUUCAUAAUAACCAUUUAUUUUCGUGGUAACACUAUUUUCCUUGCACCCAUUUGUAACGUAAGUCAUAUAACGGAAACUGCGCCGCCGUUCUCUUGCGCGAGUGUCGCGAUUCGACGGCCAUAAAUGAUAAUGCUGCAGUUCAGCACGAUGCUGUGUACUGCGACUGCCAGGCUCGCGCCCCGUUCGCCCGCCUGGCGCUUCACCGCUCUCGUGGCUUGCAACUCCAGCACGGCGGUCACCGGCGAGCAACCCGCCGCAUCUGUGAAUGAGGACGAUGGUAGCAAAUUCUCUAAGGUGCAAGCUGUUCUACAGAAGGAAGAGAAGCAGAAAUCUAAGGAGACGGAUAUCCGGACAAUCCUUCGCGCAACAGAAGGAAUAAACGGUAGGAAGAAACGGUCGAGUGAAAACGACACAGUAUUUUUCAAACAGUUUCAAGCCGCCAAGUCUGUAAACGACUUGCUGGACUUGGCAGUAUUACCAAAUCUGUCUACAAGUAAUGCUCUGAAGCUGAUAUCAAGCAUUACUAAUCAGAUAAACAGUGGAAAAUCACAGACAUUAGAUAUCGAAUCUGAUGAAAGAUUUAUUUACCUCAGGAAGAUAGUUAAGGGUGGUAGUGAGAUGAAAACUCAAGAGACAUCAUUGAAUGACCUGUCAAAAUACUCCCAGUUAUCCACACCUGCAAUGAUUGCAGUGAUUGCGUCAUUGAGAGAACAAGGACAGAGAAAUACUCCGUUAUUAAAGAUGUUGUCAUACAAUAUUGUCAAAUACAAUACAACAUUAGAUUUGAAGCAAUGUGCAACUUUAUUAUACAGCAUGGCUGUACUCAAUUUUCCAGACAAGGUAUUACUGGAAAAAAUCACAUCUGAUUUAUUGGAAUGUAUACCAGAAAGCUGCAAUGCUGCUAUAAAUAAAUCUAUAAUAACGUCACUAGGAUUUCUGCGUUAUAAGAAUGUAGAUGUACUUGAUGCGUUCUGUGACACAUUCUUUAAGAAAUCCAUGAAUUACAAAUUUUUGGAUUAUUCAUCAAUACUACAAACGUUUGCAGCUCUACAGUUUAAAUCGCAGAAAGCAAAUUUGUUUAUUGAGAAAUUUGCAGAGCAUGCAAACCCAUUUCAAACAUCUUGGAUUGAAUGGCUGGAUAUUGUUUGGUCUUUAGCAGUUUUAGAUGCAGCGCAGACAUCUCAUGUAAAAUUUGUACUACAGCCUGCAUUUCUAGAAAAAUUACACAACAGCCAGCUAAAUAUAUCAAAGAUAUUAAAAAUAUUAAAUAUCAAUGCCGUUGCGCAGUUUGUACUAAAGGAUUAUGAAGGGCCUCUUUUAGAGAAAGAUUCAGAAUUUCAUAAUGUAUCUAUAGUUAGAUCAAAGGAAAAACAAAUGUAUAUAAAUGCGUUGUUGGAAACACUAACGGAAGUAUUACCAUCUUCGUCUUAUUUUAAAAUAAAUUUUGAUACAAACAUGGGCUUUUCGUUAGAUGCAGAAUAUCGCAUAAAUGAUCAACAUAGGCUUAUGAAAGUGGAAGAUUGGAAUGAACAAUCGAAUAUUGUACAAAGGAUAGCAAUAAUGGUGAACGAUUAUCAUGAUUAUUGCAUAGGACAAAAUGAUCUCAUAGGAUCAGCAUAUUUAUACACACAAUUGUUGAAAGCCAGAGGAUACGACGUCAUAACGAUUUCUUAUCAAAACUUUAGUACACAGGACAAUAUAAAAAAACGGGUUAACUAUUUGAAGCAAUGCAUGAAUAACAUACAAGAAAUGAAGUCAGUGAAACAAACAAAAUCAAUAUAGUGCAGUGUUGGUCCAAUAAAAUUCAAAUAAAUAUUUAAAAAGAAUGUAUAAA
This is a messenger RNA of Solenopsis invicta (red fire ant), 1905 nucleotides long. Its product is annotated as FAST kinase domain-containing protein 4. The record is from RefSeq and is a predicted model, not a curated record. Gene Ontology annotation, biological process: regulation of mitochondrial mRNA stability. The transcript is spliced from 10 exons. Bases 195 to 1853 code for a protein of 552 amino acids. Lineage: Eukaryota; Metazoa; Arthropoda; Insecta; Hymenoptera; Formicidae.